Molecule: messenger RNA, 6215 nt
Organism: Caenorhabditis auriculariae
Lineage: Eukaryota; Metazoa; Nematoda; Chromadorea; Rhabditida; Rhabditidae
Source: the annotation of a GenBank genome assembly
AUGAUGUACGACGAUGAGGAGGAGGAGGAGAUGGAGCAUAUGGAGGACGAGGCUGAGGAAAUCGACAUCGACGAAAUCACCAGCGAACAAUGGCAGGUUACAUUGGCUGGUGUUUUUCUUUUUUUCGGAAGGAAAAGGUUCAGGAAGCCUGUUGGGUCGUGAUCAGCGCCUACUUCGACGAAAAAGGUCUCGUUCGUCAACAACUGGAUUCUUUCGACGAGUUCGUCCAAAUGAACGUCCAAAGAAUCGUGGAAGACUCUCCGCCGGUCGAGUUGCAGUCAGAAGUUCAACAUUUGCAAGGUAUCUUGUGGACCUCCCUAAAAAUGCUACUUAUCUUUUAAGGCGAUCUUGAAAACCCGACCAAAUUCUCCCUCAAAUUCAACCAAAUCUAUCUUUCGAAACCCACUCACUGGGAAAAAGACGGUGCUCCCAUGCCGAUGAUGCCCAAUGAGGUUCAACAAAAACGGAAAACUCACCCUUUUUGGUUCAAUUGAAGGCACGCCUUCGUAACUUGACCUAUUCAUCUCCUUUGUACGUUGACAUCACCAAACAGAUCCAACAAGACGACGAUGUCACCGAGAAAACUUAUGAGAAAGUUUUCGUCGGGAAAGUUCCAGUUAUGCUUCGGUCAGUGAUUGAAACCGACCACUCGGAAUAUUUUGUUGUUUUAGGUCGAGCUACUGUAUGUUGUCCAACAUGACAGAUCGCGAUUUGACCGAACUUAACGAGUGUCCACUCGAUCCUGGCGGCUAUUUUGUCAUCAAUGGCUCUGAGAAGGUAGACAUCAUUUUGUUGAUUCCGUAAAACUGUCGCGCAGGUUCUUAUUGCUCAAGAGAAAAUGGCUACCAACACAGUUUACGUUUUCUCGAUGAAAGAUGGAAAGUACGCGUUCAAGACAGAGUGUCGGUCUUGCUUGGAGAACUCUAGGUUUUCCUGGCUUAAUUUAAAAAUAAUCGCAAGAUGAACUGCAGCCGUCCGACGUCAACCAUGUGGGUGAACAUGAUGUCCCGAGGAGGUGGAAGUGGGAAAAAGACGGCCAUGGGCCAGAGAAUCAUCGCCAUUUUGCCUUAUAUCAAGCAGGUGUUCUAAAUAUAGGAAGUUUUUUUUAUUUGAAAAUUCUCAUAGGAAAUUCCUGUGAUGAUUGUUUUCCGAGCCCUUGGAUUCGUAUCAGACAGAGAUAUCCUUGAGCACAUCAUCUACGAUUUCGAAGACCCGGAGAUGAUGGAAAUGGUGAAAGCCGUCGCUCGACGAAGCCUUCGUUAUCCAGGUAUUCAUCGUUAUAAGAAAAAGCUCCCCGAAAAGAAUAUUAUUGGAAAAAAAUUCAGAGAAACGGUGAAUAUUUUAAAAAAAGGAGAACUGGGAAUCACUGAAGCAUUGAUAUAAUUGAAAUUUCUAUAUAAAAUCUCGAAUCGAAAAAAAAUCUGAAGUGAAUGGGAUUGAGAACAAUUUCGAUGAACAUCUGGUGAGGUUCCAGCGAGAACCUUUUUUUCUUCUUUUUGCGAGUAUUUCUUGAAGUUUUUUCAGUAAAUUUAAAUGACUGGACUAUGUAUGUUGCUUUUUCUCGAUCUCAAAAAUAUUGAACAUAAAUUAUAAUUCCUCGAUAACUUCCUCGAAAAUUUAUCUAUUUUUUUUAAGGAACAAAACGUCGCUCUGAAUUUUAUUGGAGCCCGUGGUGCGAAGCCUGGUGUCACCAAAGAGCAGAGAAUCAAGUAUGCGCGAGAAAUUCUGCAAAAAGAGUUGCUCCCGCACGUCGGCGUGUCGGAGCAUUGUGAGACUAAAAAGGCUGUAUGCGGAUCAAUAUCUGACUUUUCUUCCACCGCUUGGUUCAGUUCUUCAUCGGCUACAUGGUCCACCGACUGCUGCUGGCUGCACUGGGAAGACGCGAACUCGAUGACCGAGAUCACAUCGGGAACAAACGCCUCGAUCUCGCAGGACCGCUUCUCGCUUUUCUCUUCCGAGCCCUUUUCCGCAACUUGCUCAAAGAGGUUGCCUUCAAAUCGGGACGUCAAUCACCGUGUCUUCAGAUGCGUUUGACGGCUCAAAAGUACAUCAACAAGAACGGCGACUUUGCUCUGGAAGUUUGCGUGAAGACUUCGACGAUCACCCGCGGACUGGCUUAUUCGCUGGCCACUGGAAACUGGGGCGAUCAGAAAAAAGCUCAUCAGUCCAGAGCCGGCGUUUCUCAGGUAUUCCAUAAAUGCCAUAAAUGCCAAUUUUACGACGACAUUUGUCCAAGUCCUUCUUUGAAAUCUCACUCGAAGUCAUAAUUCCAAAUGUUCAAUCAAAACGAAUUUCCAAAUGAGAAUAUUUCAUUUCGAAUAUCAAUUUUUGAAGUGGCUAGGAACAGACAAACUAAAUGUGGAAAAUCGGAGAGACGUGAGAUAAAAAUGAAUAAGAAACCAAAUUUCCAGGUGUUGAACCGUCUGACGUACACAGCGACGUUGUCUCACUUGCGUCGCGCAAAUUCGCCGAUUGGAAGAGAAGGAAAAUUGGCCAAGCCUCGACAGUUGCACAACACUCAAUGGGGAAUGGUUUUGAUUGAAUUCGAACCUCUUUCUGUACUUAAAUAUUCAGGUUUGUCCUGCUGAAACGCCUGAGGGCCAAGCUGUGGGACUUGUGAAGAACUUGGCCCUAAUGGCGUAUAUUUCCGUCGGUUCUCUUCCGGAACCUAUUCUUGAGUUCUUGGAGGAGUGGUCGAUGGAAAACCUCGAAGGUAUUUGACGAUAGACAAACAAUAAAGCAAAACUCAUUUUCUUUUUAAGAGGUAUCGCCUUCUGCAAUCGCUGACGCGACCAAAAUCUUCGUGAACGGCGCCUGGGUCGGAAUUCAUCGCGAUCCCGAUCAUCUGAUGUCGACGCUGAAGAAACUCAGACGACAGAUGGACAUCAUCGUGUCCGAAGUCUCGAUGGUCAGAGACAUCCGAGACCGCGAGAUCCGCAUCUACACGGACGCCGGUCGCGUUUGUCGGCCUCUGCUCAUUGUGGAGAACCAGAGGCUCGCACUCAAAGCCACGCAUAUAAACCGACUCAAAGACACGGAAAACAAGUUUUCUUGGUCUGAUCUCGUGGCCGGAGGCGUUGUGGAGCUCAUCGAUGCAAUGGAAGAAGGUUUUUCUCCUUCAGUUGAGACCCGUUCUAGCCUUUUUCUUCCAGAAACGGUGAUGCUGGCCAUGAUGCCGGACGAUCUGAAGGUUGGCGGCUACUGCGACACCUACACCCACUGCGAAAUCCAUCCGGCGAUGAUCCUCGGAGUCUGCGCCUCCAUCAUUCCUUUUCCCGAUCACAAUCAGAGUCCUCGUAAUACUUACCAGGUUUUUUUUUUAAUUUUUUUUUCGGGCGGAAGACUUUUAUUUAUUUUUUUAUAAUUUUACACUGCACAUUUCGAUGAACAUUUAAAAUUGGAAAUUUUCUUUGUGCGUCUGAACGGACGACUUUUUUUUUUCAAAAUAAAUCCAAUCUAUUAACAGUUUCCACAACUCUUUGUUUUCUCGAAAAAAAUGAUAAAAAAAUCUGAAAAAAAUUUUUAACACGCAAUUUUGGGGUUGAAAAAUUAAAUUAUUUUUUUCAAAAAAAGUAAAAAAAAUUAGGACUGCAAAUUUUGCAAAAAGCCAAGACCAGCUUUGAAAAAAAUUUGCUAUUCCAUUCAAUUAUAUUUUUUUCAAUGCUGUAUCAUUAAUUUCAGAAUAAACUCUGCCUAAACUCUGCCUAAACGGAAAAUUUAAUGUCUUUUUCUUGAGGUUGUAAAGUUUAACUCAUGAUCGAGGUUUUUCUUUUUAUUUUUCUCUUUUUUGAAAAAAGUUUAUGACAAUCCAACACUUUUAAACGAAAAGCUGAUUCAAACGGAAAUUAUCAUUCAAAAAUAUUUAUUCCGGCAUUCAGAGUGCUAUGGGUAAACAAGCAAUGGGAGUUUACACGACGAAUUUCCACGUUCGGAUGGACACUCUUGCCCACGUUUUGUACUACCCUCAGAAGCCGUUGGUCACGACGAGAUCCAUGGAAUAUUUGAGGUUGCCCGACCUGGAUCACCCUAUCCCAAUGCUUUUUUCGAAAGGUUCAACGAGUUGCCCGCUGGAAUCAACGCGAUCGUCGCCAUUUUGUCUUAUUCCGGAUAUAACCAAGAAGAUUCCGUCAUCAUGAACAACUCGGCCAUCGAUCGAGGGCUUUUCCGAUCGGUAUUUGAAAUGAAUGCCGAAGUUUCUGAACAAAUACGGCCCAGGUGUUCUAUCGGUCUUACCGCGACAACGAGGCCAACGUCGACAAUCCGAACGAGGAGUUGAUCGAGAAGCCGACGAGAGACAAGUGUUCUGGAAUGCGACAUGCGCUCUACGAGAAGGUUCUCUCACUAAUUUCACGAGCACCCCGGUUAUACGGAUACUUUUUUAAAGCUUGACGACGAUGGAAUUAUUUCUCCUGGAAUGCGUGUUUCGGGAGAUGACGUCAUCAUUGGAAAAACUGUCGCUUUGCCAGAAAUCGUGAGGAAUCCUUCUUAUGACUUUUUCAUCAAAUAUUGCCGAAUUGUUAUGAAUCCAAUUGAAAAGGUUUUUGCAGUGUUAAUAACUGUCAUUUUUUCAACUUUCGUCAUGGGCUAUAAGAGAAAAAUAGAAAUAAGUUUUUCGAAGCUACACAGAUUUAAUUUGAUUUUCAUCGUUGUUAAUUUCAUAAAGGGGAUAUCGUUUUUCACGCUUAUUUUUUGCAGGAUGAUGAUCUCGAUGCUCAAGGAAAGAAGUAUUCGAAGAGAGAUUCCUCGACUUUCUUAAGAAGUUCAGAAACCGGAAUUGUCGAUCAGGUACUUUAGUGAGUUGAGAGAUUAUCCUCUUGUUUCAAGGUGAUGAUGUCGUUGAACAACGACGGCAACAAGUUCGUCAAGAUCCGCGUUCGGUCGGUUCGAUCGCCGCAAAUUGGCGAUAAGUUUGCAUCGCGACACGGACAGAAAGGUACCAUGGGAAUCAUGUACCGACAGGUAGAACCCUGGAGAUUUUCUCUCCUUGAAGGGGAUCUUCCAGGAAGACAUGCCGUUCACCUGUGAAGGUCUCACUCCGGACAUCAUCAUCAAUCCGCACGCCGUUCCUUCUCGAAUGACCAUUGGCCAUCUUAUCGAGUGCUUGCAGGGCAAGGUGAAUAAUAAUUGUCAGAAAGAAAGGAUUUUUUAAAAUUCAGAUGUCUAAAAAUUUGUUACACUAUUAAGUUUGAUGUUAGGAGCGCGAAAUGUGUCAAAUCCUAAAUUUAGAAUUUUCUUUGUUUAUCCUUCGCUAUGGAUAUAAUGAUUAUAGAUACAUACAAGAAAAGAAGAAAUGGGAAAAUAAACGGAAUUGAUUCGACCAAUAACCAGAUAACGAGGUGUUAUUUUAAUAGAAAGCUUUAGAUUUGUUCAAACGAAAAAAACCAAAAUAAUAAGUUUUUAUAAUUUUUGAAAACGGAUUCACCCAUCCUAACAGUUUCAACGAUAUACUUUUUCCCAAUAAAAAUAAAAUAUUUCCAGCUUUCGGCUAACAAGGGCGAAAUUGGGGACGCGACGCCGUUCAACGACACGGUAAACGUGCAGAAAAUCAGCAACUUACUCCAGGAGUACGGCUAUCAUCUUCGUGGCAACGAAGUGAUGUACAACGGACACACGGGCGGCAAGCUCACCACACAGGCAAGAUUCACAGGAGCCGCGUGUUGAUCGAAGAAAGCCCCAGAUCUUCUUCGGACCCACCUACUACCAGCGUUUGAAGCACAUGGUCGACGAUAAAAUCCACUCGAGAGCCCGCGGUCCCAUCCAAAUGAUGAACCGCCAGCCCAUGGAAGGAAGGGCCAGGUUUGAAACAGUCCAUCUUUUUCGCAGAGCAGCCUUGGAAGUUUUUUUUCGAAAUCUUUAAAGAAGGACUUCAGAGAUGGUGGCCUUCGUUUUGGAGAAAUGGAGCGCGAUUGUCAAAUAUCCCACGGCGCCACCCAGUUCCUUCGUGAAAGGCUUUUCGAGGUUUCCGACCCCUACCACGUCUACAUCUGCAACAACUGUGGCCUGAUCGUCGUCGCCAACUUGCGAACCAACAGUUUCGAGUGCAAGGUUCAUCUGCCCUCCGCUUGUUUCCCUGCUUCAAUCCUGGUUUUAAGGCUUGCCGCAACAAGACGCAGGUUUCCGCGGUGAGAAUACCCUACGCCUGCAAGCUUCUCUUCCAAGAACUCAUGUCCAUGUCGAUCGCUCCAAGGCUAAUGGUUCAGGCGGCGACGAACUGA